This is a messenger RNA of Pollicipes pollicipes, 829 nucleotides long. RefSeq names its product BSD domain-containing protein 1. Gene Ontology annotation, cellular component: cytoplasm. The record is from RefSeq and is a predicted model, not a curated record. Bases 26 to 829 code for a protein of 267 amino acids. NCBI's taxonomy places the organism in Eukaryota, Metazoa, Arthropoda, Thecostraca, Pollicipedomorpha, Pollicipedidae. The transcript has 7 exons.
UGACCUUGUUUUAGUUUGAGCUACAAUGGAAGGAGCAGAUGCUGCCAAGGAGACUGUGGCAAAGGCGCCUGACAAUGCAUCAACUGAGCCAGACAAGCAAGUCAGCUCCCCUGCCAAGGAGACCGCACCGAUCCCCGAGCCUAAGGCGGGCGAACCACAGACGCACGAGGAGGAUCAAAGGUCGAGCGAAUCACAGACUCACCAGGAGGAUCAAAGUAUGGAUGAUGUAGUGGCUGGACUAGCCAACGUCGCCUCUGGCUGGCUCUCGGGAUGGAUGAAGUCCUUGGAGGUGGCUAAGUACAAAUCGGUGGAGGUAUACGACAUGGUGAAGAAGGACCUGAGCGAGUUCACAGAUGCGGUGCAGGCCGAGACCAGCACCAUGCUCAGCUCUACGUCUCAGUCGCUGCGCGAGACUCUGCAGCUCCAGGACGAGUCGUCGGCCGCCGGGCAGGUCAAGAAGUCGGUGUCUGGCUUUCUGACGCACGUGCAAAAGGCGUUCACGCCCGAUACUAUGCAGGACGACGACACAGAGGCUUACGUUCUGCGGGACGGCCAGCCCGUGCUUCUCGACCGGCUGCAGACGGAGCUGCACCGUCUGGCGGCCGACCCGAACACCUACCUGGCGGAGCCGGCCGAGGCGGAGCGGGCACGCUACGAGGCCUGGAGCGCCGAGCUGGACUUGGAAGCGCGCCAGGCCGAGCUGAGCGAUCUGCUGGCCUCCAGCCGCACCGUGCUGGACCAGUAUACCCGCCUCGUGCCGGCCGAGGUCAGCCACGUGCUCUUCUGGCACCGGUAUCUGUUCCGGGUAAUGACUGAGGAGCGGGACUGA